Acaulospora colombiana is the source of this 714-nucleotide messenger RNA. The record is from the annotation of a GenBank genome assembly. Lineage: Eukaryota; Fungi; Glomeromycota; Glomeromycetes; Diversisporales; Acaulosporaceae.
AUGAGAGUGGCGGUCGACAAACUUUCUGCUGCUUUGUUAAGCGCUCGGCAUCUGAUCUCGUCCAUGGACGACUUUGAAGUUCCAAAGGCAGAAAAUGGCUCGAGCAUACCCUCCGUAAGGGCUCACUACACUACUGUAUAUUCGAAAUUUUCUCAUAAGAUUAUAGAGCUUAUUGAGGAUGCUAUGAAUAUUGGCAUUGAUCUUAGAAAUCAUGGAUCAUUUAAACAUUGUAAGGCGUUUUCGGAUAUACGCAUCCUUCACAACUCAUUAAUGAAUAAGCUACCAGGGGACGUUGCCCUCUAUGAGCCCGUUUUCAACGAGGAAGAUAUAAAGGAACUUGGCACUAUCGGUGUGGUUGCGUUCAGUGGAGAUAAAGUUAAGACGAUUCAGAAUGAGGACCAUUCACUGCUCACUAGGACGCUGGUAUUCAUGCCUCAUUGCGAUAUUGAGCUUCACCAGAAGGUACUAGCAGACAACUGGUCCAUUGAAGGGUUAAAAAGGAUGGUGCUUAUAGGCAACCCCUUGAACCAGUAUAGCGAACGUUCGGCGUGGUACACUCGCCCCUUGUCAGAGGCAAACUCCGAUGAUAGAGCCUUUGUUGCUUUGGCCGUCCAAUACUUCGACCAAUCCCAAGUGUCGCUUGAGCAACUCCUGGAACUGCAUGGGCAAGGGUUGUCGGCUAUGAAGGAGAGAGAAGCCACGAAUGGAAAAUAA